UUGAAGUAUGGCAUUUAGCUAUAAUCAUCCAAGACCUAAUUCGGAAAGGCUAGCGGGGAAGUAUAAACAAAAAUUGGCAUUGUUGAAGCAAAUGAUCAGAGAAUAUGUGCAUGAAAAUGCUGCCCUAGUGGAUGAACUGGAAGAGGUACAGAUAAAUAUAAUAGUGAGAAAAGAAGAAAGGAAAUAUUUGUUAAGAAAAUUAUGUGAAUAUGAACCCCAAGUUGGACUAGAAGUUCAAAAUUCUGCCAAAGAUGGACCGCGUCACACUAACAGUACACCAACAGCUAUCAGUAGUAACAGUGAUAACAGGAAGAGUAGAAAGAAAUAUUUAGAAUCCAAUGAAAGGAAAACAUCAGUUCUGAAAUCGAGAAAAAGUUCCUCGAAAAAUAGGAAGAAGUUUGUGCGUCCAGUACCCAUAGAUCUAACGGGGAAACCGAUAUUUCCCAUUGAAUUAGGACGGUUGAAAAUUCAUUCUCUUGGUGAAGUUGUAUCUGAUAGAGUGGAAUUUCACUCUGAGCAUGUUAUUUAUCCUGUAGGAUAUGUAUCGACUCGGAUUUACGGUAGUUUAAAGGACCCUACCCAGAAAUGUAUCUAUACUUGUACAAUCUCCGAUGCAGAUGACAUUCCCAGGUUUGAAAUUGCUUCUGAUGAUAAUUCUACACCAAUCAUUGGAGAUACACCAGAUGUUUGUCAUUCUUUACUACUACAGGGUAUCAAUGAUUCUCUGUCCCUCAACGUUGUCAGUACGAGACCCAGAGGAAAUGAAUUUUUUGGACUGACUCAUCCCACUGUAUUACAUCUCAUACAAAGUUCCCCGGGUUCUAGGAAAUGUACCAAUUAUAAAUGGAUAAAAUUCGAGGUUUCCAAAAACCAUGAAAUGCAUUCAGAAGACAAUGAUGCAGGUCUCAGUUACGAGUACCUGCAACGCAGUAUUAAUUUUUGUAAAUAUAAAAUGGCGCCUGACAUUUUACAGAAACCUGAUGAUAUUGUUGAUUCGAAAGAUGAUAUCGUACUGUACUGAAUAAGAUUUGAAGAAAUGGAAUGUUGGUGUGCACAAGUGUAUUAGAAUCAAGUCAUGGUUUCAGUUAUAACAAUUCUAUCUAUUAACAAAAAUUCGCCUUUGGUGUCAUGCCUUUAGGUUCCCUGUAACAUUACUUCUAUUUAUCACAAUCUAAAAAUAUAGAAUGGUGCAUCAUAUAUUGAUCAAAUGACAAAAAUCUGUGAAGAUUUCAUAAUAAUCCCUGCAAAUAGGUUUGAUUUAUGUUCUGCAAAAAAAUAUAAUUUUGUUGUAAUUCAUGUAUUGAAUAAAAGUUUAAAUAACUAGGAAGAAA
Molecule: messenger RNA, 1331 nt
Organism: Leptinotarsa decemlineata (Colorado potato beetle)
Lineage: Eukaryota; Metazoa; Arthropoda; Insecta; Coleoptera; Chrysomelidae
Product: transforming growth factor beta regulator 1
Biological process (GO): regulation of cell cycle
Cellular component (GO): nucleus
Source: RefSeq, a predicted model, not a curated record